This is a messenger RNA of Linum trigynum, 4102 nucleotides long. The record is from the annotation of a GenBank genome assembly. NCBI's taxonomy places the organism in Eukaryota, Viridiplantae, Streptophyta, Magnoliopsida, Malpighiales, Linaceae.
AAGUAAGUACAUGAAUGGACCCAUGACAGACAAAACAAAUACCCAAUCACUCUUGCUAUCAACCGCCAAGUUCGAAAGAGGGCGAUUGAUUCCUAUUUACAGUGAGAAUCAUGAAAUGACCGUUGCGCUGUUGAGAGAGCCGUUUCCUAUAGAUUGAUCCUUGUAGGGAUCAUCAUUGUCUGAAAAAUAGAGGCGGUGGACAUCUGCCUAGUUUCUUGUGAGGAGAGAAGAGGGCUGCGAAAUGGAGAGCUCGAGAAGGAGAAGAAGACUUUGAAGGACGAAACUCCAAAAAUGGUCAUAACGCCUCCAAUCUUUCAUUGUUAUGGAUGUUACAUCGUUUUGGUGAAAGUGACACCGUUUUGGCAAGCAAAGGUCUCCAACAUACCAUUCAGCAGACAAGAGAUAAAUACGAGGUCGACGAAAAAGGAGGGAGGAUGAGGACUACGAUGACUGAUGAUAUUGAUGAGAGGCUGACGACAGCAGGAUGAUAGGAUUGACAGUUGGGUUUAGGGUUGUUCGUUCUUUUAUUUAUCAUUCGUCUAAGGAGAGGAGGUGUUGAUUCAAGAGAGACAAGGAGGUCACUAUACUCGUGAGUCACUACUGGCGAUUGAGGAUGGAAAACGAUGAUGUCAUUAUGAGGAGAGGAUGAGUUGUGGGGAGAUUCGAGUGGGGCGCGGGUCGGUUACCUGUGGUACAUCAUCGGGUUUUUUUACUACUAACCGACGAUCGACCGGUUAGCAGACUCCCUCUACUCCUCCAACCGACAUCGAAAGUUGCACUUAAUAAGCAGUUAUGUUAGAUGACUAAUAGACAUUAUCGAUGUGGUUUUGGGGUUAACCUGCUAACCAAUAACCAACUGGUACUACUAAUAUUCACAAAGUAUACGAGAUUGAGGUGAAAGUUUGGAGAAAAGUUUUCGGAUCCAACUAGCUACCAUCGAUAGAGAAAUCUAGGUUCAAAAUAUCCAAAGAAGGCAAAACUUCUUACCUAUUCCCACAUAUUGCCUUUUCCCAGCCGUUUGACAAGCCGCUUCUUUUUCUCCUCUGAUCAAGAUACCCAACUGUUUCACCGAUCAAAAUCAAUGUGAGGAAAUGUGAUUCAAUGUUCAGUGGAGAAAGUUGUAUCAAUACUAAUUGCAUAAUGAAUCUCCAUCAGAGUGGCCUCUGCUUACUGUGCGGUUGUGCUUUACUAAGAACAUUGAAAGAUAGAAAAGUACUAAAAGAAAAAACCAGUAUUGUCAAAACCAAACCAGACAUCGUUUCGGAUAAAUAAGAGGUUCAUUUUUUAUCGUAUAACCGUUGAUUAAACGGUAUUAAAAACCGGUCACAAACCGGUGCUUGCUAUAGAUAAAAAGAAAGAAGAAUAGAGUAAGAAUAAAAAAAUAAAGUCAAAACUGAAAAGGUAAGUGAGUGUAGGAAAUUAGCCGUCAUUUCCUAUUUAUCUGUUGCCUUCAUUCUUUUGUUUUUUAAUUAUUAAAUAACUGAAAUUCCUAAAGCCAGGCGACAGUGUCUUUUCCGCAAGCCCACCCACUUUUAUGCUGCUAGGACCGGAUCUAUGGCCAGGUCCGACCCGGUUUUCAUAACACAGGAAAAAACCCACGUGGCACUUUUGUAUCAGGGUGGUUCACAGUUGACGUGGAAUACUCCAUGGGGUCUAAGCAGGCACCGGGAUCGGAUUGCUUCACUGGGAAAUUCUUUAAAGCCUUUUGGGAUAUUGUGCAGCUCUGUGUCCGAGGCCGUCUGCUCGUUCUUUUCAACAAGCAGGAUGCUCAGGAGCUUUAAUCACAUGUGGCUGACUUUAAUCCCCAAAGUUGAUAAUGUGGAGAAUAUGACCCAGCUACGCCCCAUCAGCUUGUGCCAGUUUGUUUAUAAAAUUAUAACUAAGAUCAUGGCUGAACGGCUUGCCUGCUUUCUGCCACAAGUCAUUUCGGAAGGUCAGAAUGCAUUUAUUCGGGAACGUCAGAUUAUUGAGAAUAUCCUCAUCGGGCAUGAGUCAAUGCACUAUUUGAAAAUCAAAACGCUGGGUAAGAAAGGGUACAUGGCUCUAAAAGUUGACAUGGAAAAGGCUUAUGAUAGAGUCAAAUGGUCCUUUCUUCUUGCAGUUUUGACAAAAAUGGGCUUUAACUCCACCUGGUGUGGAUGGAUUCAUGAAUGUCUCCGCUCCUUGUCUUUCUCGGUCUUAAUGAAUGGUACCCCCUCAGGGUAUUUAACUCCCUCCAGGGGGCUUCUACAGGACUACCCUUUAUCUCCCCUCUUGUUUGUGAUCUAUACUGAAGGGUUUGUGACAAUCCUUCGAAAGGUUCUAACAGAAAACAAGCUUGGUGGAGUGAAAGUGGCCCCUCGUGCCCCGCGGAUCUCGCAUAUAUUCUUUGCAGAUGAUUCUUAUCUUUUCCUGCGAGGUACUCUCCUGGAGUGUGAAAAUCUAAUUGAGGCCCUGAAUGAAUAUGAGGAACUUAAUGGUCAGCGGGUGAAUUUGGCGAAAUCAGUUGUUUGCUUCAGUAAGAAUAUUUCUCCUCAGGAUCAGGAGUUCUUAGCCGCGAUUCUGGGGGUUAGGGUGGUGGGGGUCCAUGACAAAUAUCUAGGUUUGCCUAAAUUGCUUGCCCGGUCUAAAAUGGCUACCUUCCGAUAUUUGGAGGAAAAGCUGCUUGAACGCCUCCAGGGAUGGAAGCAGCGGACAUUAUCUUGGGAGGCUAAGGAAACAUUAAUUAAAUCAAUUUCCAUGGCCUUCCCGAUGCAUGUGAUGUCCUACUUCAAACUGACUGUCUCUCUGUGUAGGCUGUUGGAUAGACAUGCGGCUCGAUUUUGGUGGGGGCGGUGGAGGGCCAGCCCAAGGUUCGAUGGAUGUCCUGGCGUAACAUGUGCAGGAGUAAACAUGAGGGGGGAAUGGGCUUUCGCCGAUUUGAGCAAUUUAAUCAAGCCCUUUAAGCUAAAAUUGGUUGGCGUAUCCUCACUGAUCCCCAAUCUCUGCUUGCCCGAGUGUAUAAAGGAAAAUAUUUUCCUACUGGCACCUUCCUUACUGCCACAGCUCGAUCCCGUCCCUCAUGGGGGUGGCAGAGCAUCAUGUUUGGUCGUCAACUUCUGGAAAGGGUCUUCGAUGGCAGAUUGGUAAUGACCAGUCGGCUUUGCUUCACCACUCCAAUUGGAUUCCUAGGCUUCAACUUGAUCCCCCAAGGUUUAAUCCCCGGAUUUUGCCAGCUGGGGGUGAUCAACCUGUAGCGUAGGUUAUUUGUCAGGGAGAAGGACGUUGGAAUGAUGCUAAGCUGGGGCAGUGGUUCGACCCUCCUACCUGUAGAGCUAUUAAAGUUAUUCCUCUCCCGAGGCAGAAUGUGGAGGAUAGGUUGAUCUGGCAUUAUACUAGGGAUGGGAUUUUAUCGGUUAAGUCGGCCUAUCACCUUGCUGUCUCCCUGGAGAAACGGAGUGGACUUUGGAGGGCGUUGGUCAGUUAGAUGGAUAAGUCUAGUUGGAUUCGAGUGUGGGGAGCUAAUAUUCCGCCUAAACUUAAGGUGUUUGUCUGGCAGAUUCUGAAUCACAUCCUCCCAACUACAGAAGCUCUCAUUGAGAAGAAAGUUCCGGUGCUUCCUCGAUGCCCGGUCUGCUGGGAUGCACCUGAGACAAUGGAACAUUUGUUCCCCUACUAUCCGGUGGCCCGCGCUCUUUGGGAUUAUUCUGGGUUGGAGUACCUCGGCGAGGGGCUGCCUCGUCAAACUUUUCCAUUAUUUCUUAAAAGGCUACUGUCCUUAAUUCAUCAGCCAGAGCUAGUUAUGGCGGUCGUAGCCGUCCUUUGGCGGAUCUGGCGGUCUCGGAACUGGGUUGUCUUUGAAGGAAAACAGUAUGGGAUCCCGGCUCUUAUGUGCCAGUUUAAUCAGCAGUAUGAGGAAUGGAUAAGGUUUCCGAGAUGUCAGGACCACCUGGCCAGUGGCGGACCUAAGGCUAGUAAGGGUGUCGUCCGACACACCCUCGCUCUAGAAUUUUGCGAAGGACCUAAAUAUUUAAGUUACAAAUUUUUUUACUUCGGAAUAGCAGACACACCUUCAAUAAUUAUAGCCGACACACCUUCAUUAUAGUCGAAGAAUUUAUUAUCCAAAUGAAUCAAUCUUAAUCAU